UUUUUUUUUUCUUUUUUUCUUUUUCGAUUUGUGUUUCAAUGGCCGCCAAUGCCAUCCGCCGCAUCUCUGCUCUGCUUCCCUCGCUGACGUCCAGCCGCCUCUCGACCCGCAUGGCCAGCUCCACGGCUGCAACAAUGUCAUCAUCAUCAGCAUCAUCAUCAUCAUCAGCAUCAUCAUCAACCGCGCCGGCUCCGAGCAAGCACGAUUCGGACGCGACUGUCGACGUCGCCGAGAUUGGGCCACACCGCACAUGGACGGUGACCACUGAUGACGGACUGGCGACGCUCGCAUGCGAAAGCUUUGCUCCUCCCGUGGACUCCGAUCCCAAGCUGCCAGUGUUGCUCUUCACGCAUGCAAACGGCUUUUCCAAAACGACGCUCCAUCCAUUCAUGGCCGAGUUGCGCAAGCAUGGCUCACGCCACCCGUUCCUGGCGAUUGAUUUUCACGGACACGGCGAGUCGAGCAAUCACCAACGCGAGGAUUGGGAUUGGUGGACAUUGGGAAAGGACGUGACCACCGUCGUCGAUGCAUAUCGUGCCAAAGACCCUUCGCGAUCGCUUGUCGGAGUUGGCCAUUCGAUUGGAGGCGCCGCCAUUUUCAUGCUUGAACACUACCGCCCUGGAACCUUGAAAUCCAUCAUUGCGUUCGAGCCAAUCAUGUUCCCGAAAGAGUUCACCAGUCACGGGGGCCAUGACGACCUGGUGAAGGGUACACUCAAGCGGCGGGCAGUCUUCCCCAGCUUUGCCGCUGCCAAGCAGCAGUUUGUCAAAAAGCGCAUGUACGCCGCACUGGAUUCUCGCGCGCUGAACGAGUAUGUCUUUAACAGCAUGCGCCAACUCCCCGAUGGUUCCGUGACCUUGAAGUGUGCACCAGCUGUCGAAGCCAAGAACUUUAGCAAUGGACACAAGCAUGACAUGUUUGAUAAACUGGCCGAUCUCAAGCUGCCGGUUCUCUAUGUCGCAGGCGAGGAAUCUGAAUUUGUGCCACUCAGCUUGGCAGAGAGCCAGCACGAAGCCACCCCAAACUCCCAAUUGCAAGUUCUCCCCAAUGUUGGACACAUGCUCCCUCUCGAAAACCCCGAAUUGCUGGCCAAGACCGUUCUCAAGCGCCUUUCCGAGCAGAACUUGCACUACUGAGAACGCGAGAGAGAUUGUUUGCCCCUGAUGCGCGGUCGCGGUCCUACCGUGAUUCUGAAGACGCACCACUAAGUUGUUCAUACCUUGCUCAAUACCAUGCUUUGUCAAUGGAGAUCCAUCCACACAUCCAAA
Messenger RNA from Capsaspora owczarzaki ATCC 30864, 1268 nucleotides. RefSeq lists its product as hypothetical. The transcript is spliced from 4 exons. The record is from RefSeq and is a predicted model, not a curated record. Bases 39 to 1136 code for a protein of 365 amino acids. NCBI's taxonomy places the organism in Eukaryota, Filasterea, Ministeriida, Capsasporidae.